GCAAAAACACCUUCAGCAAGCUGACAUCUUUCCUGUCGGUACACGUGUGAGUCAAGCCUGACAUAAACAUGGAAAAGCCCGUUGUUUUGGCGAGAGUUAUGAAGAUUUUGGGCCGCACUGGGUCUCAGGGCCAGUGCACCCAGGUGAAGGUGGAAUUCAUCGGGGAACAGAACCGCCAAAUCAUCCGGAACGUGAAGGGACCCGUGAGGGAAGGCGACAUCCUCACCCUGCUCGAGUCUGAGCGAGAAGCAAGAAGGUUAAGAUAAAGGCCCCCUCUGCACGGAGGACUGGAAAUAUGGCUGAGGUUCGACACAGCGCUGCUCCUCUCGCCGCGGAAGACUCCACCAACCUUUCGUCAUAACCUUGCAUUAUCAUACGCUUAAUAAAGCAGAAAACUUGAAAACCCGAA
Messenger RNA from Cloeon dipterum, 409 nucleotides. It is a transcript of the gene RpS28b, whose product is annotated as Ribosomal protein S28b. Lineage: Eukaryota; Metazoa; Arthropoda; Insecta; Ephemeroptera; Baetidae. Gene Ontology annotation, cellular component: cytosolic small ribosomal subunit; ribosome. The transcript has 2 exons. The record is from RefSeq and is a predicted model, not a curated record. Gene Ontology annotation, molecular function: structural constituent of ribosome. Gene Ontology annotation, biological process: maturation of SSU-rRNA; ribosomal small subunit assembly; translation. Bases 69 to 266 code for a protein of 65 amino acids.